UCUAGGCAGCAAACACGCUUCCUGUCUGUGUACAGCUCUGCUUCAGCUACUGUUUGCCUUGAUCAGAGGAUAUUCAACUCCACAGUCUUCUUUUGUGAUAUACACCAGACCUCCUCAUAUAUCAACCUAAGACAAUGCCCCGUGGGGAGAUUUGGUUGCCUGAGGAACUGAAAGUCCUUUUCAAGGUGGUGCAAGACUCAUGUGACCUGGACAUCCUUAUGUCCUCACGCCAUGCCAACGCUGUGGAGUGGGAGCCCAUUUCCCGGGAGAUUGUGCGAUAUGGCUUCAGGCGAACCUGGCAGCAGUGCCGCGCUAAGUGGAAAGCUCUGCGCAGAGCCUUUCACCUGGAGAACGAGCACAAGCUCCUUCAUGGCACCCACUCAGACAAGAGACCACCCAGCUACAGUAUCAUGCUGAAGAUGUGGCAAAAGGCGGGGCGGCCCGUAUUCCGUGACCAGCACAUGCUCCGCACGCGUAAUAACCACAGAUACACAGCACCGCGCAUCAUCAGCACUGUUCUCUGUUCCAACAACAAAUUACUGUCUGUAGUGCCGGUACAGGAGGUGUACAUGGAUGAUGAUGACAUCAAGCCGGUGAUCCUUGAUGAUGACUUUGGCAGUUCAGACUCCAACGUGGACUCUUCCCCCCUUGUUUGUGCUACUUUAGAUCACGUGGUUUUAGAGGAGGAUGAGGAAGAUGUGAAGCCUGUAAUCCUUCAUCACAUUCCCGACACAUCGCGGUCUGAUACCGAAUCGUCACCUGAUAAAUCUCAGGAGCUGCAGCUGUUGGAAAAGUUAGUGAUGCAGCAGAAAGAAAUCAUAACCCGUUUGGAUUAUCUGAACCAUAACCUUGUGCAGAUGGCAAACUUGCAUUACCAGCACCUGGCAAGCUCUGCAGACACAGCCAGAAAUGGGAACCAAGACUCUGCCUUUGCCGAGAACCCUCCAGCUUCUUUUCCUCCCAAGUUCAUGACAUUUUCACCUACUACGUCAUCUGAGUCAUCAGGAUACACAGCCUAUAUAUCUGACCCACAGGCCCCUGCGUCUUUUAUCACACAGGUUCCUACCUCUGGUGUCCAACCAUUCCAGAUUCCAGCCUCGUACCUUUCACCUGCACAACACGCGGGCACGUAUAUGUCUUUAUCACACAUGCCGUCGACGUUCUACGUGCCAGCUACCAAAAACAGUUCCACCUUUCUACCAACGCCUUCCCUUUCUCAGUCAGCAGAUCAUAUGCUAGUUAAUAACAAUGCCAGAAAUUCUGCUAGCUGAGUUGUUUGACUUUCCUCCUUGGUUUCAGCAUUUUAUAUUCUAAAUAAUCAUGUCCAUUCCUUUGGGGAAAAAAUUAUAAACAUGUUCCAUUUUAUAUGUCUAUUUAUAUAUUUAUUAAAGUAUUCAGUCAAACCAAAGUUAUGUUAUAUGACUGGAUAACAA
Bombina bombina (fire-bellied toad) is the source of this 1433-nucleotide messenger RNA. RefSeq lists its product as uncharacterized. The record is from RefSeq and is a predicted model, not a curated record. NCBI's taxonomy places the organism in Eukaryota, Metazoa, Chordata, Amphibia, Anura, Bombinatoridae. The transcript has 6 exons. The coding region runs from base 135 to 1271 and encodes 378 amino acids.